AUGUUGGACUCUUAUUCAGUGGAGGAGAAGCAUAUAACACAGUACUUCUUGGAAAGAAGGGAGGAGUUGCAAGGCGAUGAGAAUAGGGAGGUGGCAAUUGUAAAGGCAGAUCGCGAGAAGGUGGAAGAGUACAUGAUGCGUCUAUUCGAGAAGUUGCACCAUGUCAACGAGUAUCUGAUUGGUACCGGUCUCUACAACGAUGACAUUGUCGAGCAGGUCAUCGGUCAGUUCUCAAACAACAAGAAGAGACAUCAUCACGAGAUCCUUCAAACUCAGCUGCAACACUCUAUUGCCUCGGUCUCGGCAACAGUACCAGCUGAUCCCAAGGUGGCCCCGCUUCACUCUGCGCUCUCCUCUAUCAAGGCCAUGCGUGACACACUCUUCAAGGUCAACUGCAACUACGACCAGAACAACUCAAUCGCCAAUCAAUUCGAGAGACAUCAGAAGGUACCACGUGUUGGUGUCGCCGCUGGUAGUGAUGAGCUAAAGUCCUCCAAUCCUGUGUCUGCCUCAAGUGCACCCCCAAUGUCAUCCUCUUCAUCAUUCAAGCCUGUCUCAGCCUCAAGUACACCACCAAUGUCUUCCUCUUCAUCGUCAUUCAAGCCCGUCCCAUCAUCAAACACACCACCACUGUCAUCUUCAUCCUCCUCAUUCUCCCCUUCAUUGGCCUCCUCCUCCUCAAGACAACCUGACAACAACAACAACAACAACAACAAUGUACCAAAUGUUGUUGACAACAACAUCAGUCCAAUAAGUAGUAUAAGUAGCACAAUCAAUAGUAUCAUGAGCAAGACACCUGGUGGCGUCAUUAGAACAAGUGGAAGUGCCAUAAACACGACUACUAUCGUCAGAGGCAACAUCACUACUACUCCAAACAGCAACGUAUCAUUGACUCAUUUCACCAAGGGCACAAGGAAGAAGAAGAGAGUGCCACAGUUGGACACCUCACAAUCAAGUGUGACACCGCAAUUACCGCCACAGCAACAAAUUCCAACUCCUACCGCCACUCUUUCAACGUUCACAUCCACAACAACCAACUCUAACUCCACCAACAACUCCACCAACAUCAACAACACUCCGGCCACCUUCACGCCCGGCCCACUAGCAUCACACUCUCCUGCAUCCUCCCCUGCACUUGCCCCUGCACUCUCACCUCAACAGCAGGCGGCGACCGUGGUCAUUGCCAGCCAGCCUCAGGACAUCAAGGAUUGCAAGCAUCUGCCGUCGGACACUCGUACGCUCAACAAUCAAUUCUUCACGAUUGGCGGCGGUGGAGUCUACAUCUUUGACUUUAACAGCAAUGAUUGGUAUCUGUUUGACGAGUUUGGCGACAAGGACGUGAGGUACUAUCCCAUGAACUCGGUGGUGUCAUCGCCCACCAAGAUCUACAUCUUUGGCGGUGCCAACCGCUCGCACAGCUUCAUCUCAUUCCUCCACCAGUCGUUCCAGUGGAGCACGCCCAUGGAUAUCCCGCUAGGCCGACGAGGUGGCGCCGGCAUAUCCACUUGCUACGAUGGCGACAAGUACAUCUACUUGACUGGUGGCUACUUCAAGGAUGUGUACCUAGCACGCAUCGAUAGAGUCAAUGUCGAGACCGAGGCUUUCGAACGUGUUGGCGAGCUAUCCGCUCGCAACUGCCAGGCACUAACAUUCGUGCGAAACAAAGAGCUCUAUGUCGUGGGAGGACUCAACGACAAUGAGGAGCGUCGUUCACUGCUCAUCUACAACAUUGCCAACAAUCAAAGCCGAGUGCACAUCCCCGACCUGGGCUUCAACAGCAGUAUCGUGGGCAGUUGUUACGAUGGCGGUGAUCUGGUCUAUAUCCUGGACGACGAGAGUCAGUUCUACAGUAUGUCGUUGACGACCAAGGACAGGAAGGACCUGCACACGCCACUGGAGGGCAAGCUAUCGUCCAAGUACUCAAUGGUACAUUUCAAUGGUGACAGUAGUGAUCCGGCCUAUCUCAACCACAAGUACAUCUAUCUCAUUGGAGGCAAGACCUAUGGCAAUCAUCUCUACUCUGUCUUUGAUGAUCGAUGGAUACACAUCAAUGACAAUGACAAAGUCAAUCGUAGUUUCAGUGGUGCAACAGAGACUCAAAUACAUGCAGGCACUACUCGUUAG
Molecule: messenger RNA, 2124 nt
Organism: Acytostelium subglobosum LB1
Lineage: Eukaryota; Evosea; Eumycetozoa; Acytosteliales; Acytosteliaceae
Exons: 1
Coding region: 1-2124 (707 amino acids)
Molecular function (GO): protein binding
Source: RefSeq, a predicted model, not a curated record